AUUAAAUUGUUCUAAACGUAGUAAAGGUCGACCACUGAGAUUAAUCUCGCAGUUAUAAAAGAAGGAUUCAGAAUACGAAACGGACAUUUCGUUAGUUGAAAGAUUGUGACAUCAAGAUGAACUUCACACUACUACCAUUUGUUCUCGCAUCACUAAUUCCAAAUAAGGGUGGUCCAUGGAAAUACGGCCCAGAAUAUCAAUUCGCAUUGGAAUUAAAUAUGAUAGCGUCAAUGAAUGAGGAUAAUGGCACUCUCCUCGGCACACGUGUUGCCGGAAAAUUAAAAUGUCGUCCACAUUUAACUGACAUAACAAGUUUAAUAUGCCGCACUGAGGAGACAAAAAUAAUUCGCAUACAUCCCAAAGAAUUUCAUAUAUCGAGCAUUGAUAUCUAUAAAAAUGAUUCCUAUUCAUUGUUUGGAAUGGGUCGCGAUAAUUUUCAAAUAAAAUUCAAUCGCAAUGGCAUUGAAAAUUAUAUUCUAGAAGAUGCGAAACGUCCGUCAUCGGAUUUUGUCACCGAUAUGAUAAGAUUAGUGGCAAAUCAAUUGAGUAUUGGCGUCGAUUUAGAGAGGGAACAUUAUAAUAAUGAAUUUACGAAAUUGGAAAAUUUUACAAUUGGCAAUUGUGAGACAAAUUUUUCAAUUAGUCGUAGGCCAGUGCCUGAGAAUGAGAGUCGAAGGAAAAUGAAAUAUAAACUUGUCUCGGUGUUUAAUGAUAAAUUAUUUAAUUUUUCUGAGGAUGAAAAAUUAAUUAUUGGAAAGAGGCGAAAUGUUCAUAAUUGCAAGAGGAGAAAGGAGUAUUUCUUUGGGACACGUUAUACGUUUGGAAUUGUUCUUCGGGAUGUUUAUAAUGAUCUUACAUCGUCAGUGAGUCAAAUGGUACUGAGUAAAAAUAAUUUCACUAGUGAGACAAUUAAUGAAUGUGAAAUUUUCGACUUGGAGCGAAAUCAUUUGGGCAAGAUAAUGGAUCAUAUGAAACUUACUUUGGAGAAUAUACAGCCGGCGAGAGAUGAACUUCUUCCAAUAAUGAAGGAGAAACCUGUCGAUAUUCUUGCCGGAGAUUCGGUCGUCAUCGCUGUAAAUCAUUACAAAAAUGAUUAAAAAUUUUUUAAAUUUA
Messenger RNA from Leptopilina heterotoma, 1113 nucleotides. RefSeq lists its product as uncharacterized. Gene Ontology annotation, molecular function: lipid carrier activity. The coding region runs from base 117 to 1097 and encodes 326 amino acids. Gene Ontology annotation, biological process: lipid transport. The transcript has 3 exons. NCBI's taxonomy places the organism in Eukaryota, Metazoa, Arthropoda, Insecta, Hymenoptera, Figitidae. The record is from RefSeq and is a predicted model, not a curated record.